AUGGAUGCUUUUGUUACACGUACUCCUGGAAGUCGAAAACGUAGACUUUUUUCACAAACAUCUACUCCAUUAAAUUCAAUAUCCUCACAAAAUGACACACAAGUAUCAUCACAAAAUGAAAAUAUUGUUGAAGAGUCUAUGCCUUUUUUGGAUGGAAUUUCAAGAACAGAGUAUGUUGAUAAAGUUUCAAAUUUUAGUACAGAAGAUGAGUUAUCUAAUAUUCUUUCUCUAUUAGAAUUAGGAGAUGACAUUAAUAAUAUUGUUCCUGGUGUUCAACAAAUUAUUUUUGAUGAGGAUAUGACUAAUGAGAGGUAUAGAUUAAUGGAAGUUGACAGCAGCCUCCUAGACUAUUUUACUGAUCCUAAUACAGAGUUGGUAUUUCGUGGUAAUUUUAAAGAUGAUUUAACAUUAUGUACAAAUGAAAAAACAUUCAAAGUUAUGGAAAAUUAUACAUCUAAAACUUAUUUACUAUUCCCAGAAUUUAAAUUUUCAGAUUUUUUUAAUGAAAUUAAUUGUAAAACUAUUCAUAAGACAAUUUCACAAGGUGUCUUGGAAAGUAUUUUAGUAUUAGAGGAACAAAAAAUAUGUAAUACUAAAGCUGUGGAGGAAUAUUUUAAGAAUAGUCAACUUAAAUCUUUUUCUUCAAAUAAUGAUAUUUCUUUACAACAAAAAAUUAUAACUAUUCAUGAUCUUUUAAAUGACAUUCAGUUAAGUGAAAAAGAAUUAAUUAGUUGUUUUGAUAAGUUACCUAUUAUUAAUGAAAAUGGUAUGUAUUACUGGAUUUCUGAUGAAUAUCAAAAAGAAUUUUUUGAUACUUUUAUAAAUACUUUGGAUGGUUCAAUGUAUGAAGGAUUUGGUAUAGAGUCAUUAAAUUUUACUUUACUACGAAAAAUAUUUCCAGAACAUGUAAAAGAUGGUGUUAUCGAGUGGUUUUUAAAAUGUUUCUGUAAGGUAGAUGAGAAAGACUCUUCAAAUUAUGUUUUAAUGAAGGAUAAAUUUAUCCUAAAUUGUGUGAAGUAUAUUAUUAAAAAAUUAAAUAUUAUCAAAGUUGUUGAAUUUACAAAAAUAGUUAAUGAAUCUUUACCAUUUGGAUUAGAAUUUGAUAUAAAAAAGCAUUUAAAAGGACUGGGUGUUAUACAUACUUCAAUUACAGGUGAUACAAUUCAAUAUAUUGAUAUUAAUAUGUUAUCAAAUGAUGUUAGAAAUCGCCUAAAGCAACUUUUUUCUUACAUUAAACAAUGGGAAUGUGGUGAUAUAUAUCCAUUUCUUCUUGAUAUUUGUGGUGAUGUUAAAGGUUGUGAUGAAGCAUUAAUAAAAUAUUGUAGAUCCAUAAGAAAUGGUAAUUCAAGAAUUUAUGUUGGAAUGAAAUAUGGAUAUUAG
Molecule: messenger RNA, 1380 nt
Organism: Strongyloides ratti
Lineage: Eukaryota; Metazoa; Nematoda; Chromadorea; Rhabditida; Strongyloididae
Product: Sister chromatid cohesion protein DCC1
Exons: 4
Coding region: 1-1380 (459 amino acids)
Biological process (GO): mitotic sister chromatid cohesion; maintenance of mitotic sister chromatid cohesion
Cellular component (GO): nucleus; chromatin; Ctf18 RFC-like complex
Source: RefSeq, a predicted model, not a curated record